Messenger RNA from Pollicipes pollicipes, 1095 nucleotides. Its product is annotated as protein SSUH2 homolog. The record is from RefSeq and is a predicted model, not a curated record. NCBI's taxonomy places the organism in Eukaryota, Metazoa, Arthropoda, Thecostraca, Pollicipedomorpha, Pollicipedidae.
CACGCGGACCCCGUGCACGUGGGCGCCGAGAUCAGCGAGCAGCAGGCGCGCGCCGCCCUCCUCGCUCACGUGACCGACCACUGCUGCUACGGCCGGGCGGCCGCCCGCCACAUGAGCAUGACCAAAAUCAACUACACCUCCGCCCACCACUACGAGCUGCAGACGUUCACGGAGAAGCGGGAGACGUCGUGGACGUUCGUGCCUUACUCUGGCGGGGAGGUGGACGGCCCGGGCAGCGGAGAGGCGCCCGAGCCGUGGAGCGUGCCCGCCCAGCCAGGCCAGUUGUUCCAUGACGAGGUGAAGGUGGUGGAGGUUCCGCACACGGCCUCGGCCAAGGACUGUCACCGUUGCAAGGGCCAGGGCAGUCUGAGCUGCGCCGAGUGCCACGGCAAAGGAUGGACGCGAUGCCUCAGUUGCCAUGGCAACGGCUGGAGCGCAGACAGCUCUGGGUACCGGGAGCGGUGCUACUACUGCCAGGCCUCGGCCUACGGGGACGGAAAACAGGACUGCCUCAAGUGUAACGCCAAGGGUCGGGUGGCGUGUCCGCCCUGUGACAGCUACGGCCAAGUGCGGUGCUACAUCCGGCUCACCAUCUCCUGGAAGGUGAACACAUCAGAGCACAUCGUGCAGCGCAGCUCACUGCCGGAGGAGCUGAUACGCGAGGUCAGCGGCCAGGUGGCCGUAGAGGAGGAGGCGCCGGCGGUGGCGCCACUGUCGCACUACCCAGACGCCGCCAUCAACAUGGCCUCCGCCCAGCUGAUGCUGGAGCAUGCCGACAAGUUCAGCGAACAGCGGGUGCUGGCGCAGCGUCACCAGGUGCGCGUGGUGCCGGUGGCCGAGGUAUGCUACUCGCACAAGUCCCGCUCAGGCCGCUUCUGGGUCUACGGCUACGAGAACCGCGUGUACGCGCCCGACUACCCCGACAAGUACUGCUGGGGCUGCUGCUCCAUCCUGUGACGUCACGCGCGCCCCAUCGACCCCGUGACGUCACCGGCACUAUUCCGCGACCCGGAGGUCGCUCACUGACUGGGACUGGAGCUGGGCGCGGUGCGCUGGCGUGAACACCUUGUGUCAGCCGCUGCACCGCUAGGGUCC